AUGGAUAUUCCAUAUUUGGAUGAAUGGGAUCAAAAUGAAAAGGAUCACUCCAUCUCCUUAGGUGGGGUUGUUAAGGUUAUGGCGUCUAGCUCUCUCUGUCUUCUAGUUUUAUGUGGUGCAAAGAAUAUCAGGUCUGGAGCAGCUGUUGAUGUGAUUCAGAGAAUAUCAGUCUCCAUAUGCUCUUUAGUAACUAAGGAAGCUUUAAUGAAUGCAAUGACUAAUGAGCUUCCAAGACUCCAGGAACAAGUUUACUAUGGGCGUAUAAAUUCUCGCACUGAUAUUUUGGAUAAAUAUUUAUCUGAAAAUGGAAUUCAUCGCUAUAAUCUACAGAUUGUUGGAGGAAAGGUGAAGCCUAAAUUUGUCUCUCCGACUCCAUCGAUUCUCGGUGAUGAAUCUUUGCUAAAUAAUAUCGAAUAUUUACACUCUGUUGGAACUAUGGAUGACUUGAAGCCCAUAACUCAUCUUCUUGCUGUUGAUGUCACAUCAAGAAAAGGGAUUAAGUUACUCCAUGAAGGAAUAUGUUAUUUGAUAAGUGGACAAAUAAAAAACCUGCAAAUUGUUGCAAAUCUAACAGCAGAACGGGAUGGUGAUCUUAGAAAGGCUGCACUAAAUUGUUUUGCCUCUGGUUAUAAGAUUCUCGGUGUGCUUAAGUUUUCUUAA
Lactuca virosa is the source of this 660-nucleotide messenger RNA. NCBI's taxonomy places the organism in Eukaryota, Viridiplantae, Streptophyta, Magnoliopsida, Asterales, Asteraceae. The record is from the annotation of a GenBank genome assembly.